GCUGAACUGUUGGUUCUGACCCAUUCCUUUCAUGUUCAGAAAUCAGAGUUUUUCUGGUUUCCAAACAGGAACUCUGUGUGCUCACAUUGAUGUGUCUUCCUCCCAGCCCAGCAGGAUGUUAGUCACACAGAGGGAGGAGGAGGAGGAGCAGAGAGGAAGAGGAGGCAGAUAAACAUCAGCCAGGAGCGCGAGAGGAGGAGGAGGAGGAGGAACUGGGAGGGCGCAGCGACCAGCAGCGGCUCCAGCGACCAGAACCAGUAGAAAAGGUAAGAACCAUGAAGACCCGAUCACACGGCGAGAGGAGGAGGAAGAGGAGCGGGGAUGGGUGAGUCUCAGUCGAGGUCAGUGAUGCUGCACCAUCAGGACCAACAUCUGAACCUGGCCUACAGAGGAAGCUCCAACAGCUCCCCCCACAGGAACAAAGACAGCAACUUCAACUUCCUGCCAGGUGCCAACGACGAAGCCCAGGCAGAAACCAGGAAAGGAGGCGAUGAGAACCGGAACCAGGUCCGUCCUCGAAAUCUGCCGUUGGGUCGCGACCCUCAGAGUUCGCCUACCUCCAGCUUCAACUCGAGCCUGAUGUCGCCUCGCUCCCGCCUGCCCUGCUGGAGCCCACUGGAGCCGCUCCCUGAAAUCGAGACGGGGGAUGACGGGUACGGACGAGUGCCGCCGGACGGAGCGGAGGAGUGGAGGAUGGAGGAGGAGGAGAGGAGGAUGAUGUUUGAUGAGAAGAAGGAGCGCCAGAGGAAGGAGGAGGACCCGGAUGACGAAUGGGGAGACAGCGACUCAGAGUCGGAGUUCAGCUGUCGCUCCGGCGGCAGCGUCUCCUCCCUGAAUGUGGAGAGUGGAGGCGAGGCGGGGCUCCUGGGCGGCUGGGACCGGAUCGGCGUUGGAGAGCCCAAAUCGAGCAAGCCUGAAGCCGGGCUGACCAGAACCGAAGAUGUGAGACAGAGAAGCUUCAGCAACAAGCCGCCGACCGGGAGUGACCUGCAGAACCUGCCAGAGGAGCGUAACCACAGCGACAACCAAUCCUCAGACUCGGAUGGUGAGCUGCCGGAGCUGAUGGACGCCGUGUGGACGCUGCGGGACCGCGAGCGCUUCAAGGUGCAGGAGAUGGAGAAGCACCAGGUGCAGCUGACCAUGUACCGCCGGCUGGCACUGAUCCGCUGGGUGCGCACGCUGCAGGGCCGCGUCCAGGAGCAGCAGAACCGCCUGCAGUCCAGCUUCGACGUCAUCCUGACCCACAGGAAGGAGCUGCUGCGGAUGGGAGCCGCCGCCACCGCUGUCGCCCAAUCAUAAGAGGCCUACAGUGUGAUGUCACAGCGCCUGUGUCUCAUUGUGUUUCUGAUUUCAACGAGUCAAACUCGUUUUUCUGUGUCUGUAAAUGUGUGUAACUCUGCUGAACCCUAGAGCUCUACAUCAAUGUGACGACACCAUGGCGACGCCACGAUGCCAUGACGACGCCAUGACGACAGUGACGAUUCCAAGACAAUAUCACGACGACAGGCUGGCCACACUGUGAUGACAAUCCCAGGAUGUUACUAUGACGACACUACCGUAACAUUGUGAUGAUACUAUGACGUUGCCAUGACAGCACCAUGACAACAGGGUGGCCAUACCAUAAUGAUACCUUGAAGGCAGUGUGAUGAUGACAACCAGUAUUGAUACCAUGACAACAGAGUCUUGACUCUGAACCAACCGUUCUGUCUUUAUUCCUGAACAUUUUGUGUUUGUAUCUGACUUAUUAUCCCAGAUUAAAGAAGUUAUCUGAA
Molecule: messenger RNA, 1772 nt
Organism: Poecilia latipinna (sailfin molly)
Lineage: Eukaryota; Metazoa; Chordata; Actinopteri; Cyprinodontiformes; Poeciliidae
Gene: c19h1orf216
Product: chromosome 19 C1orf216 homolog
Exons: 2
Coding region: 322-1299 (325 amino acids)
Source: RefSeq, a predicted model, not a curated record